GCUCGGUCUCCUGGCAACCAGAUGCAGGGGCCAUGGCACUCUUAACACCCCACGGUGUGAAAGAAGUCUUCCAAUUUCAGAGAAGAGGGAGGAGGGAUCAUAUUUCAGAAGCUGAGGCCUGCUUGACGUAUACUAACCCUGGGCUGCAGUGGUCAGCAUGAGAACUCUCAGAGGAAGGAAAGUCCUGGAAGAAGAGCAAGUCCCAGGAGGAGGAGGGAGUGCUGUCCAGAAACCAAGACACAAUUCUUCCAGGGGGGCCACGUGCUGGUUACCCUUCAGGACUCUGAGACCACAAGGUCGGGAGCACCUGCGGAGGCUUCUGAACUGGGAGGAAUUUAAUGAACAGACAGACUCCCGGAGGAGCAUCCUACUGGACACCCUCUACGAGAGCAUCAUCUUUGCAGUGGGCAAAGGCUUCCCAUGGGUGGAGGUGGCCCAAGUGGUCAAGUUCACAGAAGAGCUGCUAAGGGAAACCAAAGGCUGCUCCGUUACUGAGGCUGUGAUGAUCCUGGGAAACAAGCUCAGAGAUUACAAGGGCCAUUUCAACACUACCCGCCUGCUGGCCCUCUGUGACUACUUCCACCACACCUUCAUCCACCACUACAAACUCUACCAGUAUGUCCUGGGCCAGGAGCAGCAGGUCGACCUGACCGUUGCCCACCUGGAGGUGUGCGUGCCACCCCAGCCCCUCCCACUGGCCGAGGGCAUGGACAGGGACUUGUGGACCCACAAGCAGCAGGUGGCUGCGCUGACCGAGGCUGAGGCACAGAAACGCACCGACAUGCUGCUCCUGAAAGAAGCACUGCUCCUGGAGAAGAAGAACUCGCUGCAGAAGGCGUUCACCUCUGCCAUGCCAGCGCAGCCCAGCCGGGUCCUGGAAAGACAGGAAUUGGAGAGCCUCGUCCGCCAGGCCGUCCACAUCCAGAUGGCAUUCCUGCAGGAGCUGCUGCAGUGCCAGAUCCAGAACACUUUCGCCAUCUUGGACCUGAAGCUUCAGAAGAAGACUCUGAACCUCAACACCCCCGCCCCUUUUCCGCCCCCCAUCACCAGCCACGCAGGCCAGGAGGAAGCUCUGAAGCCCCACAAAGUGAGUAAAGGAAAGAAAGCGAAGGCAAGGAAGUAGAAGGCCCCCACCGCCACCCAAGACUGACUGGGGACCAGCCAUCCACAGCCGUGAGUUGUGCGGCACCGUCAGCUCAGCACCCACAGAGACUUCUUACAAUGAAAAAGAAACAAACCCAUGC
Molecule: messenger RNA, 1244 nt
Organism: Callithrix jacchus (white-tufted-ear marmoset)
Lineage: Eukaryota; Metazoa; Chordata; Mammalia; Primates; Cebidae
Gene: C13H8orf74
Product: chromosome 13 C8orf74 homolog
Source: RefSeq, a predicted model, not a curated record